This is a messenger RNA of Planococcus citri (citrus mealybug), 1935 nucleotides long. It is a transcript of the gene bou, whose product is annotated as boudin. Gene Ontology annotation, biological process: positive regulation of voltage-gated potassium channel activity; sleep; regulation of synaptic transmission, cholinergic. The transcript is spliced from 3 exons. The record is from RefSeq and is a predicted model, not a curated record. NCBI's taxonomy places the organism in Eukaryota, Metazoa, Arthropoda, Insecta, Hemiptera, Pseudococcidae. The coding region runs from base 217 to 618 and encodes 133 amino acids.
UGUUGAAAUUUGAAUGAUAAAAAACAACAACAAACAAUUUGGAGAAUUUGAAAUAAUUUGAAUUGGGCGUGAAAAAGGCAUUGGUGAAAACUGAAAUGUACGAUUUGGUCAAAUCCAUCAGAUUACUUCGCAUUACUGCCGUACCAGAAUCUUAAUGAGUUUUUCUUCCUUCCAAUUGAUAGCAUUUUUUUCCACUUCGGUUUAUGUAAAGCCAUCAUGAGUGUAGCAUUGUUGAGCAUAGUACUUCUCUCUAUGAUAUAUGAAAGCUCUGCCGUUAUAAAUUGCUAUCAAUGUGUCAGUACUGACUUGCAUAAUCCAUUUCAAUGUAACGAAUACAUGGAGGAUUCAGAUUUGAGACCCACACCAUGUGAUUCCGUUUAUAAUGCCGCUUACUGCAUUAAACAAACUGGAAGGUUCGAAGGUGGCUUAGGUACGAAAAGAUACUGUUCUUCGUUAGAUCUGGGGAAUUAUUGUAAUUAUAUUAAACAACCCGGAGACGAUUUGGAAUAUCGGUCUUGCGUGUACACCUGCGAUACCGAUGGAUGCAAUAAUUCUAAUGCACUGAUGGCCAGUUCGAGCUGCAUUAUGCUAACUUUAGCAUACUAUAUUUUACUGUAAAGUGAAUUUUCCCAUCAUCUGCGAUUCAAUGAGUGUAUGUUUCCAUUUACAAAGACUGCGAACACGUACCGUACGUUUUAAUUAUCUCACUUUUGUACCGAUCUGUUUUUUAUUCUACAUAAUUCAUUAUGUAUUCUUUUGCGUUAUUUAUGCUGUGACAUUCGUAUUACUUUCGAACAUUUUCAACCUUACCGUUUUUUAAUUUACGUAAUACACACUCGUAAUCUCAUCAUUACACCUCUGUCGCUAGAUGCAAAAUGUACGUCAUUAUGAGCGACCUACGUCGGGUCAAACACGUACAUAAUGAGCGUAUUAUAUCCCUAGUGUUAUGUGGCAACGCCGCGAAACUCGUCAUUACGUUCGCGUUACGUUUGGACAUAAUUUAACAAAUUUAACCGGUGAAGUUUGGUCACUCAUAGACGCACAUUUUUUGCAUCUAAACAACAGAAGUGUAAUAAUGGUGAGGUUACGAGUGUUCAUUAUGUAAAGCACCUUACACUACACGAUUAAUAAAGUGUGUAAUUAUGAACUCGUGCAAAGUUACAGCGCUCGUCUUCGACUCGCGCAGUAACUUUGCACUCGUUCAUAAUCACCCACUUUAUUAAUCUAGUAAUGUAAUGUACUAUUAUUGUUGCGUAAAUAUUUCAACCACCUGUAAUCGAUGUUUUUUCUAUUUUUAAGAAGAUUGAUUUUAGAUGAGAGUAUCAUAUUGAUUCAUAUUUCGUAAUCUUAAGAACCUAUCUGGUGUUAUGUAGCUAGGCGUGGAUCUAAACUUAUCUACACAGUAUUUUCCCUGCCAAUUUCAAAUAUUAUUCAAUCGUUCUUAAUAAGUAUCUUUGUUAUGCUGUGGCAUGAAUCCGUCCAAAUAUUUUAAUUAUGGUACCUAAUUAUCGAAUGUCUAAUGCGCUGAUCGCUAGUUCGAGGUGCGUUUAUUUUACUGUAAUCUGAAUUUUCUGAUAAUCUGCAAUUCUAUUACCCAGAUGCGAAUGUUGCCGAAAUUUUAAUUACUUUUCCUUCGCGCCGAUGUGUUUUGUAUUAUUUAUUUUUUCUUAAUGUCUUAUGUAUGCCGAGAUGUUCAUCCGUUUCAACAUUUCCGACCUUCACUCUUGAAAAUUUGCAUCAAUCUAAAUCUUCCCACCAUGCGUAAUGCGUAUGUAUUUAUUUUUUUAAUGCUUCGUAGGAUUAUAAACUGAUUUAAUAUUAAGUACAUAUGACCUGAUCAACAGUAUUGUCCCUAUCAAUCUCAAGUAUUAUUUAUCAUGUGACUUGUGUCCGUCCAAUUAUUUUAAUUAUUGAAUAAAUAUUUUUGUAUUUUUA